AUGAUGGUGAAGGAAGUGGAAGCGAGGAUGGAUGACGAAAGUGAGGAUGUCGAGAUUAUGACACUUGGAUUUGGGUUGGGGAUGGGGAUAGUGAAGUCUAUAUACUUUCUGGUCGACGAUGCAAUGCCUUCUCUUCAAGUACGUGUGGGAUCCUGUUGAUCGGAAUUGGCUUUGACACCCCUCGAGGAUUACAAGGGUAGUCGAGUACAGAGCCAGGCCAAGCCAGCCUCUCAUCUGCAGAGAGGGACCAGCUUCGGGCAGGGAAGGGGUGGGUUGAUGCUAAAAUUGCGUCCUGCAGGUCGAUGUAGGGGUGGUGUGGAUGUGGAUGUGGAUGUGGGUGUGGGUGUGGGUGUGGGUGUGGGUGGUGGUGCAGGAAGAAGGCGCGGAAUGGUCAUCCAUGACCUGGUCGAGGCUGUCGAAGAUGCCCAUGUCAAUGUGGAUGCAACAUCGCAACUCUAAGUACCAACACGCUCCAUACAAAACGUGCCGCUCGCUAGAGUCAGUAUACUACUGUAUCCAGCUAGGGGUGCGCUACGCUACGCUACUUCCAGCUACUGUCCUUCUCAAUGGUUUCGUCCAAACUUAGCAUCCAUCAACACCCCCACUGGCUAAUUUCUGACUAGAAUUGGACACCGACACCGAAACUACUGUAUUCGACUGCGACUACUCGUACCGCACAGUACUGCUACUGCAUUCCACAAGCGACGGAAGCGACUUCAACCGCGAUGCCGAUAUUGAUGCCGACUACGAGAAAGCGCGAGAGCCCGAAGCGCUGACCUACUCUACAGUACUCGUGUACAGUUACGAGUCGAAAGUAAGUAUCCCAACCUUCAUGCCUCUGCUCGAGGCCUCGGGCUCCGUGCACUGUGACCCCGAUGGAGGUGGUUCUGGUGGUGCUUAUCACCCGGCAGAAGGAUUUUCUUCUCUAGUGGCUGGUGUGGGCAUACCUCUGAAGAACUAA
Messenger RNA from Hymenoscyphus albidus, 961 nucleotides. Lineage: Eukaryota; Fungi; Ascomycota; Leotiomycetes; Helotiales; Helotiaceae. The record is from the annotation of a GenBank genome assembly.